Messenger RNA from Trypanosoma grayi, 6741 nucleotides. RefSeq lists its product as hypothetical. The record is from RefSeq and is a predicted model, not a curated record. NCBI's taxonomy places the organism in Eukaryota, Euglenozoa, Kinetoplastea, Trypanosomatida, Trypanosomatidae. The transcript has a single exon. The coding region runs from base 1 to 6741 and encodes 2246 amino acids.
AUGGUGGUGGCGGCAGCGUGCUCGCCAGAGACAGUUGUGAGUGGUAUGCGUGGCCCCAGCUCUUCGCUUGCGAAACGCGUUUUUUGCGAUGCCUCUUCUUCUUCACCUGCUGUUGUCACCACUACUGCGGUGGGUGGUGCUGCGGCUAGCGCUGUUGAUUAUGCCAGCAGCUGUAAACGGCCCCCGCUUCGACCGUCAGAUGCGCUGUCAAGCAACAACAACAGCGCUGUUAAUGACAAUGAAGAGAUGAUGGGGACGGCUAUGGAUGAAAAAACUUCGCUACCCGCAGAAGACGAUGACGAUGUUGACGAUGGGGGUGAUGAGACAGACGAGCAGCGUUUCUUUCGGCAGCACGAGAAUCUCUCAUCGAGUGAAUGGCGUCCGUGGUUCGAGCAGUUUUGCACGAUGCUGGUGGAGAGCAGCGACCAUGUGUGCGUUAGCAGCUGCUCCCCGCUGGUGCGGCGACACUUCACAAUCUUCUCUUCGGAGCUUCUACCCAUCGCUUUCCUUUCACACCUUACCAAAUGCGAUGACAAGACGGUGCGACGGUGGAUGCAGCUGCUGUGUGACUUCGUGCGCAUGCACAACCGCGUGCCGCAGAUCAUCGCCGCUGAACUGGCACGGCUGGCGCAUCACAUCCGCUUAUAUAGCCCGUCGCUCUUCUCACUCUCGCUUCUGCAGGCUAUCGAGGACGAAUACAUCACUCUGGAGCUUGUGACAGUGCUCGCCGAACGCGCCCUUAACACACCGCUGAUGUUGUUAUACCUUGAGCAACAGCUACUUUGCACUUUCACGUGGGAGGCGCUCGCACGAGUUGUGGUGGCUCUGGAAGAUGUCAAUUACUUUAAUGACCCGCGAUUCUUGUCGCACCACCCACUCGUUCGCCGAGCUGCACACCGCAUGUGUCAGGCGAGCACGCCAGGGAUGCGCCGAGAGAGCACUAGUAGCACUAAGAAUGCUAACAGCAUCACCAACAACACUGGCGUCGAGGGAGCUAACGCGACAGGUGAACCUGAUUUUAUCGCCGGACCGGCGACGCGAGCGGCGGCGUGUGACGAGUUGCUUCCGUGGGAGGUGCAGCGAGGCAAUGAUGACAGGGGUGAUAACAACAACAACAACAGCAUAAGUGCCAGUCAUCAUAGUAGUAGCAGUAGCUACGCACUUCUUGCAGCACAGGGUACGGUGCCUUCCGGUGGGGGAGAAUACCGAUGGCGGCCGGCGCUGCUAGAGUCGUGCUGGUUUGAGGCCGCAUCGCGAGAGUACCUUCACUCCAUCCGGGCGACACUGCACGGCCCCUCUGGCGACCCACACGGGGCAUCUCUCACAUGGACGAAGCAACCCCUCUUGUCGCCCAGCAGUGUGGUUGGCGCCAUGCGCUGCUAUAUGCGUGUGUACGACUUUGAGAGCAUUCUGAACUUGUGGAUGGCGAUUAAAGACGCCCAGUUUGUCAAUGAGGAGACCGCGACCCCGUCGGUGGGUGAGGAAGGGUGUGAGCAACAGCUGCAGCGCAUCUUGCUGGGGACGGCAUGGGCACCAUCAACAGGACCCAUGUUCUCCCACAUUACGCGGUACGUGGUGUCGGCGGCGAAGGCUCUUUCCCGUUGGAACAUUGUGGAUGAGAUUAAUUUUGAACAUGUCCUCCCCACGGACCGCAGCACGGGCGAAUGCCACCUCCGCAAUCACAGGGACUUUCCGUUUUAUAAUCAGGUAGAGAUCUUCCGCGCCGCCGCUUUGACGGCGUCAAAGGAAUACGGGAAGGCCAAAGAGGUGCUGGCGGACUUGCGGACGGCAUUGAAGGACGCAUACGCCGUUUUCCAUACGGAGAACACACGCCUAAAGUUUGAGCUUAGCAUUAUGUUCCAGCAGAUCUCUGACCUUGAGGAAGGCAUAGACGCCAUUGAGUUGAAAUGGGCGAUGGGCACCGGUAUGAGCGAAGCGGGUGCUACUUCUUCCUCUUCUGGUGGUGGUGGUCUUGGUGGUGGCGCUGUUGUUGGUACUGCAGCCAACCCGGCUGCUGGGGGUGUGUUGCCGUCUGCAGAAGGUGGAAAAGGUGAAGGCGGGGUACAAGCAACAUCGGUAGCUGGGGGACGAGACGGCGCAGAAGCCCAUCAAGGUAAUCGUAGCAGGGGGGCUGCGUACACCGAGGCGACGCGGCGCCGGCUACAGAACAUCGCUGGCCGGCCGCUUCCCGCUCAUAGCACGGCACUCCAGCGGUUUGAAACCAUCGCCCUCCGCAGUGCCCUUGUCUCACCGGAUUGGCAGCUGCAAAACAUAUUGGUGGUGUGCGAGCAGAUCGCUCAGGAAGGUAUGCCGAGGAGGGCGGUGCGGACGAUAGAUCAUUUCUUCUCCCUUCCCAUUGACAGCAGCGACCUUCGGGCCGAUCGACAAUACCGUGACACACUGCUGCUCGAGAAGUACCGCCUGGAGCUGCAGCAUUUGCAUCGUACCUGUGAGCUAGCACGGCUACAGAGUGAAAUUACAGAGGAGCUGAUGCAGAAGUGUAAAAAUUACAUGACGGGCGAGCCAGGUUUGAUUCAUAUGGGAGAGGCUGGAGAGGUAUCGUUUGCUGGAUUCGUGGGUACAGGACCUAUCAGCGAGCAGCAUGCCGAGCUGUUGUUGCUGCAUGUUGAAUGUGAGCGUAAGCUCAGUUGCAUCCACCAGCGACGACGAAAACUUUCAGCAGCACCGCAACCCAUCCUGGUGCCGUAUCUAGAUGCUUGUAGCGGGACUCCAAGCCAAGGUGUAGCUGCUGGGCGUGAACCGUUCCGUUCACCAUCAUCGUCGUCAACAGCAGCAGCAGCAAGCGGAGCUAUCGCACACAACAUCGAGGAAGAGGAAAGGCCAGCGGAUGUGCUGCUGCGCGAGUACCGUCUGAUGGAGCACAUUAUUGGUUCUUCCAGCAUAAUUGCAUCAAUUUGGCGCGAGUUCGGUCUGUUAUUGUUUGACGUCUGCAUGGCGAUCUACGCAGAGUGGGACUCCACAAGGGAACCCGAGACGUUGAAUAACUUUUGUGUGCAGUCCGAGAAAGCCAUCAGUGCGCUGCAGAAGUCGGUGCAGUUUUGGAGCAGUGCCGCCUUCACUUCUAUCACAGGCAUCGGCCCUUUCAGCAGCACUGUCUCACGACGCCUGCGCCACACCCGCUCCGCACUUCCAGCUGUGCAUCUUCUUCUUAAGUCGCUGCAUCUUGCACUGAAGUUGGAGGAGAUUGACACUGACGGCGCGUCUAAAGAUCAGAGCGAGGGCAGCGGGCGUCGGACAAUAACAGGGCACAACGAGGAGUGGGGCCGAGGUGCCGGAUUCGCGCAGCUUGACUUCUCCCCCGCAAUGUACGUUCACUGGGGGGGCAUUCUGCCGCUUCUCGUGAAUGCCGCUGCUCGCCACAUCAAACUACACGACGCAGUGAGAGAGAUGUGCGUGCAGUCGCGAGCUAUGCUGUAUCAGUGCGUCUUUCACCUCGUCUCUACCUUUGAGCACCGCUAUGGCUCUGCACUUGAGCACGAUGCGGGAUUUCAGGGUCAGAAGCUCCACCGCGAGGAGAGUUACCCGGGCGAUCCACACUCACUCUCCUCCGGACCAGUGCUUGUUGCAGCAUCGAGCGCAUUGGCUCCAGUUGAGGAACUGCCGGGCGACGAGGUGACGAGGCGGGCAGGGUCGCGUCACCAUACCACUGUGGCUGCGCCUACUGUUGUGGCUACUUCCGCUGGCAGUACUUCGCCAGCUCAAGGGGGCCCCGAACGUCGCCAGACCAUAGAGGGGAUGCAGAGACCGAAAGACGCAUCACGACAGUGGCGCUCGUCCAUGCUCACUAACCUCGCAGAGAUUGAUGCAGAGUACAAGGCGAUAGUCUGCCAAACGAUGCAGCUCUGCGAGUUUGUACGUAGUGGUACAGAGGCGUCUCUCACACUUGGAAUGUGUGCCUUGCCUGCACCUACCUGGUUCCUGCAGCGCCAUAUUGUGGCGAUCGAUGGGGAUGAGGCACAGCAGCAAAAAUCCAAGGCCUCUAAAACAAAUAACUCAGCUACUGCUACUGACAGCACCAAGUGGUCCGAACAGGACCACGAGGCCAGAACCACGUGCAACGAGCUGCAGCGCGUUCUACAUGUGCGACGUCAACUUAACCCAACAUCUCCGCAUUACUGUCGCGAGGAAGUUUUUCUGUUCUUCCUCUCAGAUGGCUCAGUACUACGUUUUCAUAGUAUCGAGAUGCAGGAGAAUACGACCACACGUGUUGUAGCGCCGUCUCCGCGUACUGGGGAGAAUCGUGAGUUAUACCGAAGGUCAAGUGAAGCUUUUACAGCGCCUACUCCUGUCCCUGCUCCCACGGCUGUCCAUAUGACCUCCUUCACUACUGCUAGGAUAAAUGAUGUCACGCCGUGUGGCGAAGCAUCAAAUACGUCCCUCGCUGCUGCAGGUGGGGAUAAGACAGCUUUUCACACAGAAUUGCCAGACACUAUGCCGUACAUUCGCCCAUUGGCAGCGAUGGAAAGUUCUGUCUGCUAUUUGCUGGCCCAUCUUCCCCUGCAGUUCACGCGGAGACCUCUGGUACUGCCGAUUACUGUGCAGACAUUCAUCACGCAGUUGCCAGACCUUCCCACACACUCCUCCUCAUGGCAGGUGACACUGCCGCCAUCGCUGCAGUUCAACUACACGGCAUCCAUGUGGCGGCAGCCAUCUUCCAUUUUCCAUAUUCUGUCCGAUUUCCGUUUGCGCUACCGGGAGGAGGGUAACACAGCUCCACAAUGGCAUCAGCAGCCGCAGAAACAACAACGUAUGACUACAGACCCGCAUGACAUCACCUUCAUGCAUGCCGCGUCGUCCCAAACUGUACUCUCGGGGAGAGAGCUAGACACUGUCAAUGUGGCGAGUGCUUCACGCUCUCAACGCAUCCGACGAAGGCUUACCGAGAAGUAUGAACGUUUGCUGGAGUUUGCAUUUGACCACGGUCAGACUCGGCCACUUUGCGCUUUCUUACACCAGGUCACGCUUAGCAAAAAACUCUCUGAGGUGGAUUACCCGCGACCGUCCUCGCAGCUGCAGGCGCUUCAGACGGAAAUAGAGGAGGUGCUGAAGCGCUGCCAACGACCUGCGGAGGAGACUCAUGCGGCACCCGAAAGAGGCGGAAGGAAACGUGCGACAACGACGUCCACACCUGACGGGGAGAAUGAAGAGGGCUUUCUGAACGAGGAACACAGCCCCAUCUCGGCUCAGCCACGCAAGAGACGAUAUGAUGCGUCGCCGCAGCAGCUGCAGGAGUCGCUCCUGACAUCGCUGCGUCUCGUCAUUCUCAAGUCGGAGGCACCACGCUACGCCACCGCGUUACAACUUGCCUUUCGAGGAGCAUCUGCGGAUGCCGCUAACUGGCUAGAGGCAGUGCACCUCUACACUCACGAACUGGCGGAGUGGAGCAUGCUGCAAUACCUAUUCGACACCAUCCGCCGCGAGGCAACCACCUUCUUCGUCGAUGUCAACUCCGGCCACGUUGCGUCGCAUCAUCUCGGCGUGAACGCUUUGCAGCCGCUACCGUAUAGCGCGAGGGCGCGUCGUAUGUCCAGCUCGUCUGUGGGCGGUUGUGGCGCUGUGAGCGAUGAGCCGCCGGAAAAAACGAUGUCGGUCGGCCCACCGUUUCCCUGCACUGACCCAACUGCAUUCCGUCUUACAGGGUGCUUGGUAUCUCCACUGCCUCUGGGGUGUCCAUACGGUGUGUUUCUCGGCAGCGCAACGCAGUGUUUGUACUCCGUACUGCUCUACCGCCGCGAUGUUGCUGGCAUCGUGAAGUUUGGUCUGGAAGACAUGACUUGCUUUGCCUGGCGCGCAGUCACGCCACCCCAUCAAUCACCUUUAGACGGACUUGAUGCCGAGUCCGCGCUAAAGAGUGGAAGUGUGACGAUUCUGCCGGAUAGUUCAAACCGUGAGGUGUCCCGACUCACAGCAGCAGCCACGGGAUCAGCAGGGGGUGGAAGCGUCUUGCUGCACCCUUUCGAAGUGUCAGCUACAGCAUGUGCCAUGACGACGCCUCUUGGAGAGGCACCGGCCACUCCCGCUGCGGAUGGCGCAGCACGGACAAGUGAGUCACCGUGUGCUCUAAUGGAUCGCAGUGGCGUUUCGAGUCCGCUGAGGUCGGCACAAAAUGCCGUCGCCGUUCCGAAUUGCGCCGGUACAUCCGAGUCGAUGGAGCAUUCACCGAAACCAGAGAGGGCAGAUGGCGAAGGACGACUACAGAGUGCCUCUGCUUUGGCUGCUGCUGCUGCUGCUCCUGCAGAGGCAACCAGCUCGAUGCGGAGGAUGUCAUUCUCCGCUGUGAACACUGCAGCGUUUGACACAUGGGGGAAACGCAUGAAUCCUCCACAUCGCCGCAUGAAUCCUCCGCGGCUCUUUGACGGCGCUUCCAUAAUCAUGAAGCUUACAGAUGAUCAGCUUCCCAUGCGAGACGAGCCCAUUCUUCAGCCCUUUGGGCAGCCAAGCAUGGAGCACUCCGGGGACCUCAUUCACAUCUACACCAGCGGCACAAACAGCUCAGUGAACCCUGGCACUCCUUUCAAGAGUACUUGCAAGACGGCUCAGUCACCGUUAAAAGGCAUGGGUGGCGAAACAGCAGCCGCAGCAGGCCUCAGUGAGUGUACAUCAGCACGGACGGUUGAGGAGCGAGUGACGCAACUUAUUCGCGUCUCCAUGGACCCGGAGAACCUGGUGGGGACCAUCGACGUCCCGCAUCGUUGGAACCUUUGGGCUCCUCACUGGUAA